Molecule: messenger RNA, 2635 nt
Organism: Pimephales promelas (fathead minnow)
Lineage: Eukaryota; Metazoa; Chordata; Actinopteri; Cypriniformes; Leuciscidae
Source: RefSeq, a predicted model, not a curated record
AUCACACAUCUGUAGGUGGAUUAGGUGAUAGUUUCUAUGAAUACCUGUUGAAGGCCUGGCUAAUGUCUGACAAAACCGACACAGAGGCACGCAAAACCUAUGACGAUGCCAUCGAGGCUAUCGAGCGCCACCUCAUCCGUAAGUCCAACGGCGGUCUUACUUUCAUCGGGGAGUGGAAAAAUGGCCACUUGGAGCGUAAGAUGGGUCACCUGACUUGCUUUGCUGGGGGCAUGUUUGCCCUCGGGGCUGAUGGGUCGCCGGAUGAUAAAGCUGGGCACUAUCUGCAGCUCGGAGCAGAGAUUGCUCACACCUGCCAUGAAAGCUACGAUCGCACUGUACUGAAGCUCGGUCCAGAGGCCUUUAAGUUCGACAGCGGGCUGGAGGCCGUGGCUGUGAGACAGAACGAGAAGUACUACAUCCUGAGGCCUGAGGUCAUCGAGACAUACUGGUACAUGUGGAGAUUUACCCACGACCCCAAAUACAGGCAGUGGGGCUGGGAAGCAGCGCAGGCUAUAGAUAAAUACUGUCGAGUCAGCGGAGGUUUCUCUGGUGUUAAAGACGUCUACUCCUCCAACCCCACCUACGAUGACGUCCAGCAAAGUUUCUUUCUGGCUGAAACUCUCAAGUAUCUAUAUCUGCUUUUCUCUGGCGAUGAGCUGCUGCCUCUUGAGAACUGGGUGUUCAACACGGAGGCCCACCCUCUGCCCGUCCUGCACCUGGGCAACAUCACCCUGCCUGGCAGCGAGACCCAGCGGUAGAGCGGACGCACCGGGGGGCGCUCUCCCCCUCACUCGCCCCUUUUCUAUACGCCUCCCUCCUUGUGAAAGACAGCAGCUGCUAGUGCAAAGGAGAGGAGAGAACUGUACCCACCAACCACUGUCUCCUCCUGGACUGUGAAUCAUGGGACUUCAGUGACCGGAGGAGACCGAACUCUCUUUAUCUGUGUCUCUCAUAUAUUCUCUGAAGGACAGACUGUCGGAUUGAUCAUGUGCGUCUCUCUCUUGUGGCCGCUGGUCUGACACACACUGUACUCACAUUUGCGGACAUAAAGACCUUCUGAAAUGGAUGUGCAUUUCUCACCAAGGAAGGAUUUUAACAAGUUCGUUCUUUUUUUUCUUUUUCUUUUUUCCCCUCCAAUUUGGCAGUGUUUCAUGUCAUCAGCUCAGCACUAAAUCGCUUCAAAAUGGUGGAUAAAUAGACCAGAGCCUUUCACUUCCUGAGUUGGGCUCCUGGAGACAGCAGAUGUUGGAUUUGACCACCUGUGAAAUCUUUCUCCAGCUGAGGUUGAAUUUAGGCCACAGGCACCCAGGGAUGUUCUUUUCUCCGGGAUUUCACUUCAAACAGUCUCCCCGAUGUCUCUGUUAAGGUUAGCGAGUAAAAAACAGACAUGUGCUGCUAUCGAACAGCUGCUGCCUGUGAGACAGUCACCACCGUCAUUCCAGAAACCUGCACUUUUCUGUGUCUCUCCAUUCCUCUUUCUUUUCAUCCUUUCUGAAUGCUCAAUUUCAUUCAUACUGCUUUCUGAAACAUGGAUCGGUUUUUGCCAUAUAUUGAAUCAGUAACACUUGAAGCAGCAGCAGCUGUAACUUGUGGAGAGACGUCGCAGUGCUUCAGAUGCUUAUUCUCACGGCCAUCACCAUUUGUUUUCAACUGUCAAUGGUAAUGGUCACUCUGUUAGACCAGACCAGAUUUUUUCAACUGCAGAGUUUUACCACUAAUCGUAGCCAACGAGAUAGAGAUUUAUAAAUAUAUAUAAAUAUGGGGGUUAGGGUUCAGAAAAUACACUGUGUGUGCUCUGUACAAAAAACCCAGAGUAAAUGAAACAAAAAAAAAAAAAAACAGUGCAAAGAUUUUGAAUACAGUUGCAUAAUUACAAAGCCCAUGAUGUAGUAUGUUUUAGGCUUGGGUAUACUCCUAAACUGAGUUCAAAGACUUUCUUGUCAUUCCUGUUUCUGUUCUUUAAAGUCAAACGCAUAUCUCUGAAUAUUUCAUGUGAGUUUUAACAUGACUUGUUCCGUGAAUGUUUCUGUCCUGGGCUGUAAGCCCUGAGAACCGGUGGUGGCAGACAGAAACAGAUUCCUGAUAUUAGAUGAUUCACUUCGAGUUUGAUCAAACAGCUAAUCAUAUUGAAGUUUUUUUAUUAUUAUUAUUAUUGUUUUGUUUUUUUGGUUUGUUUUAUUUGACCUUUAAUGAAUAUUUAUUCAUUCUGUUGAGAAGACGUGCUCAGCCUUAUGCUCUUCGAUGUUUGUUUGUUUGUUGUAAUCUUCUAUCGUGUGAAAUGGCACAUCCGCAGAAUAUUUCAUGUACUUGAUCGGAGAAGGAAAAAAUUAUUAUUUUCUCAUGAAGAAUCUGUUUGAGAAUCAGUCUUUCAAAAAGACUUGAGCACCUCUGGGUGUCAUCGAAGGGUAUGUCUCUUUCUAUCCUGUCGUUUCAGUUCUUCAGUUUCUAAACCACAUCCUCUCCUCCCCUCUAGAUGGCAGAAGUGGUGUCCCAUUUUCUUUUUUCCCCAGUAACAUGACUUUGACUAAUAAUGAGUGAAGCCCAGGUCAACAGUUUUCCCUGGUGCUGCUGGGUGGGUUUCGAUAAUGCUGUGUUCUGUAUUUGUAUUUUUACUGAACAAAAAAAAAAAAAAAAA